AUGAGUGAUCAUGUUAAAGAUGUUAAUUUUAUUACUUGUGAGUGUGGCAAACAAGAAAAUAAUAUGAGCAGUUAUAAUUGGCUAUUGCAUAUAGCUUCUUGUGUAGUGCGAAAGUCAAAACUUACAAAUAAAAAUAUAAGCAACUAUUUCUCAAAAACGCCAACAAUCAAUAAAAAUGUUGGGUCAAACGAAAUUAGUGUUGCUGUUGCACCAAUUUCAGAAUCCACAACUUCAUCACAAAAUACUGAUAUUGGAUCAAAAAGAGGAAAUUUAGUUUCAAUAAAUCAAGGACUUCCAUUGUUUUUUAACACACCAAAAACAUUUACUAGCUAUCAACCAAAUGAUACAAAAUUAUCAUCAGUUUCAAACAAUGAAUCACCACCAACAACUCAAUUUUCACCUCAACAAGACAAUUUGUCCAACUUCCACUGUGAUAUAGAUAGGUUACUGGUAAAAUCAUUUGGCGCGCAUACUUAUGAAGACAAAAUGGAUAUUGUUUUGAGAGGGAGGCCUACUCCUAAAUUACCUAAUUUGAAAUCUAAAACUAAAAAUUGUUACCGAUAUUUUAAUGAAUGUUUUUAUAAAACAUGUGACUGGCUUUGUGGUUGUUCGGAUAAAUUGUACUGUUGGCCCUGUUUGCUCUUUUCACAUAGUGAAUCGAAUAUUUGGUCAAAAUAUGGGUUUACUGAUAUGUCUAAUUUUCAUGGGUUAAAAACUAGACACGAAUCAAGUCAGCUACACAUUCAAGCCUUGGUAAAUUUAAAAACUUUUGGGAAUAAUAGGAUAGAUAUUUGUUUAAGUGAAAAUUUAAAAAAAAACAUAAAUAAACAUAAUGAAAAAGUAGAUAAUAAUAGGUAUGUUAUAAGUAAAUUAAUUGAUAUCACUUGUUUCCUUGCCAAACAAGAAUUAUCUUUUAGAGGUCAUGAUGAAAAAUCAAGUUCUUUAAAUAAAGAUGCUGACUUCUUAGCAGUAAUCACGGAUGAAACAACUGAUAUUACAAAAAUAUCACAACUCACAACAGUAUUUAGAUAUGUUAAUGACAAAGGUGUUCAAGAGAGAUUUAUUGGGUUUUCUGAUGUUAGUGCUGAUAGGUCAGCUAAAUCUUUGGCUGAUCAUUUUUUUUCAAUACUUCCAGAGUAUAUAUGUGAUGAGAACAAAUUAGUUGCUCAGACAUAUGAUGGAGCUGCUGUUAUGUCUGGUUCUCAUAAUGGUUUGCAGACUUUGAUAAAACAGAAAUAUAAAAAUGCAAUGUAUAUUCAUUGCUAUGCACAUAAACUUGAUUUAGUUCUUAAGCAGUCAGUGUCUCAUAUUAAGGAAUGGUUACUUGAUUUUGAAAAAUUUUCCCAUUACAAAGAUAAUUUUCCUCAGGAUAAAUUUAGUUCACUUAAACAAACAUAUGGUCAGUAUUUUGAAUUUCCAAAGCUAAAGAGUGAAUUGUCAAUUAUAUCGUCGUCGUCAUGCAAAAACUGA
Molecule: messenger RNA, 1470 nt
Organism: Metopolophium dirhodum (rose-grain aphid)
Lineage: Eukaryota; Metazoa; Arthropoda; Insecta; Hemiptera; Aphididae
Product: zinc finger MYM-type protein 1-like
Exons: 5
Coding region: 1-1470 (489 amino acids)
Source: RefSeq, a predicted model, not a curated record